Wasmannia auropunctata (little fire ant) is the source of this 1400-nucleotide messenger RNA. RefSeq names its product peptidylglycine alpha-hydroxylating monooxygenase-like. Gene Ontology annotation, molecular function: oxidoreductase activity, acting on paired donors, with incorporation or reduction of molecular oxygen, reduced ascorbate as one donor, and incorporation of one atom of oxygen; copper ion binding. Gene Ontology annotation, biological process: peptide metabolic process. Gene Ontology annotation, cellular component: membrane; extracellular region. The transcript has 3 exons. NCBI's taxonomy places the organism in Eukaryota, Metazoa, Arthropoda, Insecta, Hymenoptera, Formicidae. The coding region runs from base 69 to 1007 and encodes 312 amino acids. The record is from RefSeq and is a predicted model, not a curated record.
UAGUGUUUGACAAGUGGAUUCCUUGUCGUAGUGUUAAUAAGGUGCAAAAUACUGCAAAUACUUUGAAAAUGGAGAAACGCGCAUUUACGUGUUUUUUUGCUUUGGCAAUUUUUUUUAAGUUCACGUGCUGUUAUGACACGAAGAAAUAUCCGUUGAUCAUGCCAAACGUGAAACAGAACAAAUCCGAAUUGUAUUUAUGCACUUCGAUUAGAGUACGCACUAUAAGAAAUUAUUAUAUUAUUGGUUUUGAGCCAAAUACAACUAUGGCGACUCAUCAUAUGGUUGUCUUCGGUUGCACAAAACCAGGAAGCUCAAAAUUAGUUUGGGAAUGUGAACAAAUGUUGAAUUCUAACAACAAGGCUGAUACUUCAUCACCUUGUGCAAAAGGAGCUCAGGUCAUUUAUGGAUGGGACAAGAAUGCUCCUAAACUCAAUCUACCAGAAGGUGUGGGUUUUAAAAUAGGCGGUUAUUCUCCUAUCCAGUAUAUCGUAUUGCAAGUGCAUUACGCACGCGUUGCAGACUUUAAGGAUGGCACAACAGAUAACUCUGGUGUAUUUCUGCAUUAUACUACGCAAAGAAUGGACAAACUGGCCGGAGUUAUUGCAUUAACAUCAAACAGUUACAUAUCGACUAGAAAAACGAAAUCGACUUGUCUUAUAAGAGAGAGUAAAACAAUUUAUCCAUUCGCAUUUAAAACGCAUACCUAUUCGCACGGAACAAUCGUGUCCGGCUACGUAAUGAAGCCGAAUAACGAUUGGAUCGAACUUGGUAAGAGAGAUCCUCUGAAACCUCAGAUGUUCUUUCCCGUUCCCCACAAAAUUCUAAUAACAUAUGGUGAUACGUUGACUGUUCGUUGUGUAACAAAAAGUACGCAUAAUGGGACUACGUACAUAGGCAACGCAAAUCAAGAUGAAAUGUGUUACUUUUUUCUUAUGUACUACGUCGACAAAGGCUCUCUGCUUAAACUGAAAUUUUGCUUUAGCCCUAGUCCUCCUUUGGAUUAUUGAAAGUAAGAGUUAAGUAAUUUUCCUGACAGAGAGGCAUCUAUUUUAUAAUGUAUCAAAGAGUAUCAUUUGACACAAAAAUAGACCGACUUUAUUCUUUCAAAGAGAAUUAGAUAAAAUUUCAAUACUUGCAGAUUAUUUAAAUGCACUUGAAUCCAAUUCGUCAAUGAAAGGGUCGAUAUUUGAAAACCAUACUGUUCUAGUAUAAUUUAUGACAGUUCUUCUAAUAGUUAAUUAUUUAUUAUUCCUGAUGCUAACUCUUACCAAUUAAAUUUGGUCUAUCGUUAUGCCUUGUGUUUAGGAUUAUGUGUUUAAUUUCUGAACUUGAAUGUGUUAUUUCAGCAAAAUGACUGACUAUUAUUUAUAUUUAAUAUAUAUUUAUUGUACACACAAAUU